Molecule: messenger RNA, 3926 nt
Organism: Betta splendens (Siamese fighting fish)
Lineage: Eukaryota; Metazoa; Chordata; Actinopteri; Anabantiformes; Osphronemidae
Gene: faf1
Product: Fas (TNFRSF6) associated factor 1
Exons: 16
Coding region: 261-1886 (541 amino acids)
Cellular component (GO): nucleus; endoplasmic reticulum
Molecular function (GO): NF-kappaB binding; ubiquitin binding
Source: RefSeq, a predicted model, not a curated record
CCGCUUUACGACAGCCGUAAAGCCGUAAGGACUAGCUGAGAAUAAUGAUAGGAGAUAACUGAGCACUGUUAUACUACUCCACAGAAUAUUGCCUUUCUGGAGCGGUUAAAUCCCGGUUGAGUGUAAUACUGACACUUAGCCGUCCUGUCACUCGUCGCCACGUCUAAGCAAAGUGUUUUAUUAAUAUUCAGGUUCCCUCUGUGAGGCGAAAAGGCGACGAGAGCCAGUGGAAGAAGAAUUGCUUUUAGCCAGUCAUUGCCAUGGCCUCCGAAAGCGGCGACAGCAACAUGGACAGAGAAAUGAUUCUGGCCGACUUUCAGGCUUGCACUGGAAUUGACAACAUUGCAGAGGCAAUCACUCUGUUAGAGCUUAAUAACUGGGAUUUAGUGGCAGCUAUCAAUGGAGUCAUACCACAGGAGAAUGGUAUCCUACAAAGCAACUUUUCUAGUGAGGCAAGCCAAGCCAGCAUGUACGGACCUCCCAGCCAAUCAGAAGCAGCCGAUGCAGCAGCAGGAGGUACAGUUCCUCCCCCGUCUUCUUCAUCUUCAUCCUCCUCUCCUCCGUCGUCCUCCGCUUCAGCUUUCUGCUCCAUCAGCCCCUCCUCCCGACACAUCGUAGAGCGUCAGCCCCAGAUGCUCAACUUCAGGGUGGAGUAUCGGCAGCGCAUGGUAGAACUGGUACUGGAGGAAGGCAGCACAGUCGGAGAAAUCAAACAAAUCCUUGAGACAGAGCUCGGAGUCCCAGUGUCCAAAAUGCAGUUGCAAGGAUGGAAGGCUGGAGAUGUAUCUGAUAGUACGGUGCUGAGAAGUUUACAUCUCCCCAAGAACAACAGGCUGCAUGUCACGACUCCUGAUAUCCCCUCGUCUGCCAGUACCAGCAAAAACAGUGCUCUCCAAGAGUCGUUAAACCAGAAUUUCCUGCUGGUCAUCAGCCACCGUGAAGCCCAGAGGGACUACAGCCUAAACUUCCCCGGCUCCAGAACCAUUCAGGAGGUGAAGAGGAACAUUUCAGACUUGACUAACAUCCCUGUCCGACAUCAACAGUGGGAGGGAUGGCCGGCCUCAGCAUCCGAUGACUCUAUGACGCUAGCAGUCUGUGGAAUAAGCUACCCUUGCCAUCAUCUCAGCGUUUGUCGGAGGUCUGCACCAGCUAAUGCCCAGGAGCCUACAGAAGAGUGUGCUGAUGUCCAUAUGAUCAGUGACAGUGAGGGGGAUGAUUUUGAGGAUGCGUCAGAAUUUGGUGUUGAUGACUCAGAGAUGUUUGGAAUGGGCUCUUCAAGCUGUCGGAAAUCACCUAUGAUGCCAGAGAAUAGUGAGAAUGAAGCUGAUGCCUUACUGCACUUUACUGCCGAAUUUUCUUCAAGAUAUGGAGAGACCCACCCAAUGUUCUUCAUUGGGUCUUUGGAGGCAGCGUCUCAAGAGGCCUUCUAUGGCAAAGCCAGAGAUAGAAAGCUGCUGGCCAUCUACCUCCAUAACGACGACAGUGUCCUCAGCAAUGUCUUCUGCUCCCAAAUGAUGUGUGCUGAUUCCAUUGUGUCCUACCUGAGCCAGAACUUCAUCACAUGGGCAUGGGACGUCACCAAAGAAGCCAACAAAGCCAGACUACUCACCAUGUGUACAAGGCAUUUUGGCAGCGUGGUGACACAGACUAUACGGACGUACAAGACAGACCAGUUCCCCUUGCUGCUCGUAGUCAUGGGCAAACGCACAUCCAACGAAGUCCUAAAUGUUAUUCAAGGCAAUACAACGGUGGAUGAGCUCAUGAUGAGGUUAAUGGGAGCAAUGGAGAUCUUCACAGCACAACAACAAGAGGACAUCAAAGAUGAGAAAGCCGACAAACACAGUGGAGGGGUCGACCGCAUACAAAACCCCAGGGAAGAGUGGUGACGGUCUUUGAUGUGAUAGACAGGAAUCUGGGACAGUAUGACGGGGAGAUCCUCUCGCUGUCAAAGACUUGGACUUGACCCUCUUACCCACAUGUUUACUCAGUGACAUCAAACAAGACAAUGAGUGAAACACCAUGCGUUUUUGUCCAGACAGGCUUUUAGUCAGCUGUGUACUUCAGUAAUCCUUCCACGCUUUCUUUGUACUCUGUACAGAUUUUAGUCUGAUGUUUAGAAAGCAGCAACAAAUCUAGAAUGUACAGUAUUUUGUAUUUGAUUCGUUAUAUAAAGUUCAGUGUAGUGAGUUCACAUACAUAACAUAUGUGUCACCUGUGAAAUCCUUUGUCACUGUCUCUGCUGCUGUUAACUACUGUAUCUAUAGAUGACAGCUGCCACACUGCAUUAGUUCAGUCAGGCAGCAGCUCCUCCAACAGUGCUGUUGUGAUCGUCUCAGGUAUGGGAACCGUGGCUAAGCAGUAGGUCUGUCACACACCUACACUCAGCCUGAGGCCUCCUCAGGUGCGUUACUCAUUGUUGGUGACAGCUAUUCUCUCUGUUACUAUUACUCCAGAGCUCUGGCUUCAUUUUGGAGUUGUCACUCUUAUCACACUUCAAAUAAUCAUUAAGGACAUGAAGUAUUUAACGCAUUUACUGUAUGCGAGUCAGCUACCUGCGAAUCAUGAACUGUAGGUUCACAUUUAAGGCGGGCCUAUUAUCUGAUCCCGGUAACCAUAAUUGCAGGACGUUAUCUAAUGGCCGUCUCUGACUCAUCUUCGCUGAGGCAGCUUUCAGUUGUUGGUGAAUGAACUUCUCCUCCGCACACCCUUCCUUCAUUCUUCCUCCUGCUUUUUUCCUUUUACUGCUCAGACAUAAGGCAAACUCAGACACAAACACAGAUGCUCAACCAAGUCAGACAUUCCUCUUUGACAGUCACUUUUGUGUUUGUCUGGAAGCAAAGCAGCUGGACAGUGUCGUGGCUUCCUCCAACCUACAGUUGUCUGUGUUUUAGCUUAGUUGUUAGUAACAGACUGACUAAUCAGCCUCACACCAUAUUUGGUCAUUGCGAAUGCACUUCAGAUGAAGUACAAAACCAAGGCUUUGGCUGAAGCCAUUACAGGCUUAUGAUUCGUUCUUGGGACAAAGGUGUUCAGACAUUGACAACUUUAAUUUACAGCUUUUUAAAUCUGCUGUAAAAGUUUUCCACAUUAGUGAACAUUGGAUGUGUCUGGCAGUCAUCAUCACUUGAAAAUGACAGCUUUACUGCUUUAGAAUAACACAGUUUGAGCAGAUACAGACACAAUAACGUUUCACGCAUCAGGUGCACGUUCAUUUGAAGCCGGUGAAAACAUUUCACAGCGGUUCAAACCGAGUAUCAUUCAUUAACCGCUGUGAGAUUUGUUUGCGUGACUCAUGGCCUGUCUAUUGAAAGUGGACACUUUUGAUGCUUUUGUGCCCGUCUCCCAUUCUUUUACAGUUUCCUUUCAAUCUGCAUCUAUUAUAGGAGCCAAAAGCACAAAUGUAUCCUUUGCAUUUCAGACUGAAUACAACAAUGCACACUGUGUUCUUUUCCCCUUCGCUGCACAGUGGUCUCCUGAUCAUCACAAUAAGCUAACGUUGCCAUAUCCGGGCUGGCACACAGCAUGGGCCUUUACAAAAUAGAAAAAUAAUGGCAGCGCACUGUUAACACAAUGGGCACUCGUAUUUAUUCCCAGUCUUUAUAAAACACUUUGUAGCCCACAGCAGGUAAAAAGAGAAAGGCCGCUUGUCCUCUUCCCUCUGUACAAACAGGAAGAGAGAGGCAGACUGAAUGAUAGAGAAGGGAACAGUGAAAGUGAGAUGAGGACACAUAAAAGAGACUCAGGAUCUAGUAAAUGACAUCCCGGUCACAUUGAAUUCCCCACUGGUGCUAUUCUUUGUACCUUAAAUUUGUAUGUAACCACAAUUGACAUGCAGCAUUUUCCUCCUAGCUCCCACACCCGGCACCUCGGCUUAGAUGUUUUGUCCUUGUGUGACUUCCAUUAUGUUAAUGCCCCCCCCCCCCCUU